Molecule: messenger RNA, 1674 nt
Organism: Drepanopeziza brunnea f. sp. 'multigermtubi' MB_m1
Lineage: Eukaryota; Fungi; Ascomycota; Leotiomycetes; Helotiales; Drepanopezizaceae
Source: RefSeq, a predicted model, not a curated record
AUGGCCGACACAGCACAAAGGAAUGCCAAUACAAGCGGAGGAACAUACAGCCGAGGGAGUAUCGCCUCGGCUAGCAAAGAUGAUCCACUCGUCGUUGGCGGCGAUAUUGAGGGCGAUCACUACAUCACCAGCGCCGACCGUCGCCAGCUCGGCUUCUGGUCGGCCGUCUUCCUCAUCUUCAACCGCAUGGUCGGCACCGGCAUCUUCGCCACCCCGUCCAGCAUCGUCGCGCUCUCCGGCUCCGUAGGCCUCUCGCUCCUCAUCUGGGUCGUCGGCAUCGUCAUCGCCUUCGCCGGCGCUUUCGUCUUCCUCGAGUUCGGCACUGGGAUGCCCCGGAACGGAGGCGAGAAGAACUACCUGGAGUAUGUGUUCACGCGGCCCCGAUUCCUGGUGACGGCCAUGUACGCCAGCAAUGUGAUGCUGCUGGGCUGGGCCGGUAGCAACUCGGUCGUGUUCGGAGAGUAUAUCCUGCACGCGGCCGGUGUGGAAGUGGACAGGUGGAAUCAGAGAGGCGUCGGAGUGGCGUGUGUGACUUCCGCCUUUCUCAUCCACGGGUGUGCAUUGAAAUGGGGCGUGCGGCUGCAGAACCUGCUGGGAUGCAUCAAGUUGGGUAUCCUGCUGCUGAUUGUCGUGGCGGGCUUCGUUGCACUCGCUGGCCAUCUGAAGAUCGAUGAGAAGCCGGACAACUUCACGAACGCCUUUGAGGGCACCACUGCCAGCGCGUAUGGCAUCGUCACGGCACUGUACAACGUCAUCUGGAGUCUGAGCGGCUACAGCAACGCAAACUACGCCCUCUCCGAAACCAAGAACCCAGUCAAGACGCUCAAACUCGCCCUCCCGACGGCCCUCGGCCUCGUCUCGGUCUUGUAUAUGUUCGUCAACAUCGCUUAUUUCGCCGCCGUGCCCAAGGCCGAAAUCGUGAGCUCCGGCCGCAUCUUGGCCGCUUCGUUCUUCCGGAACGUCAUGGGCGAGCAGGCGGAACGCGCCUUGUCCGUGUUCGUUGCGCUUUCGGCAUUUGGAAAUGUGCUGGCGCUCAUUUUUUGCCAGGGGAGGUUGGUGCAGGAAAUCGGUCGCGAGGGUAUCCUUCCAUUCUCAAAAUUCUUCGCCAGCAACAAGCCUUUCAACGCCCCCUUGGCCGGGCUGUUCGAGCACUGGUUGGUGUCUGUGAGCAUUAUGCUGGCUCCUCCUCCCGGAGACGCAUACAACUUCAUCCUCAAGUACGUGUCCUCCUGUCCCGCAGCUCCUGAACUCUCUACUGACCCUGAGUCCACCCGCAGCGUCAUCUCGUACCCUGUCUCCGUCAUCAACGUUUUCGUGUCCAUCGCUCUCAUCCGGCUGUAUCUCAAGCCCUAUUCCGAGGGCCGCAACCCGCCGCAGUGGGCCCCGCCCUUCCGGGCCACGCUCCCCAUCACUUUCUUCUUCCUGCUGUCGAACCUGUUCCUCGUCCUCGCCCCGUUCGUCCCACCCGACGCGGGCCAGAACGUGUACAAGAGUCUGCCGUACUGGCUGCACUGCGUCGUCGCCGUGGGCAUCUUCUUCGUCGGCGCCGUCUAUUGGCUCUUCUGGGCGAAGAUCCUUCCGCGACUGGGGAACUACGAGCUGGUCCGAGUGGAGAUGGUGGGGGAGGAUGGAUGGUCGCAAAACGUGUUUGUAAGGAAACCGAAGGCUCUGUAG